GGAAAUCACUCUUAAAAAAAAGGCAUGCUCAUUAGAAAAAAGUGUCCAUUAACGUACAGUUUUAAUUAAGGAAAUUAAAUCAGCAUUGACUUGCAGUAUUGAAUUGUUUAAGUCUUUACCAAACUUGGCCAAAGAUCAUAAGCUCGUGUAUCACGGGGAAGCUGUCACCCUCAAUCCCCUCAUCUUCUGUGUUUUACAUUAUCCAAUCCCUUUCUUUGAAACAGCAUAUGGUCCAAUCCAAGCAUGGGUUUCUUGACCGUCUUUUCUCUCCUCUCCCUCAUCAUGAUCCUCUUCCAACCCCCCCCCCCCCCAACUCGCAGCGACAGCCAUCUCCAUCCAUGAAAUUCUCCCUGCAUUCGGGCUCCCAAGGGGUCUCUUACCCGACGCAGUCAAGAACUACACCUUCUCUGCUGAAGAUGGCAGCUUCAUGGUGGAACUCGAAAAGCAGCCUUGCUAUGUGCAGUUGGAUGAGUACUUAGUCAGCUACGACGAGCUCAUAUCAGGCACCCUCAAGCUGGGAUCAAUCACUAACUUGGAGGGAGUUCGGGUGAAGUGGUUACUGCUAUGGCUCAAACUUGAUGAGAUUAAGGUUGAUUUGCCUCCUAAUGAUAACAUUUACUUGCAAUUUGGUCUUGUCAACAAGAAAGUUGAUGUUCAUCAGUUCCAGACGAUUCAUUCUUGUACUUCUCGGCAUUUGUGGAUGUUAAAGGUGCAACGGUUUCCAACUCAAGUUGAUGAAAUGCCAAAUUAUGUUAUGGAAUGAAUAGUGUCAACUACUUCUUAAAGGGUCUAUUAUUUGGAUUUUCUAAUGCACGUGCUUUAUUGUACGCCUAAUAAUUACCUCAUUUAAUAAAAUGCAUAUGAAAUCUUUUGCUCA
Messenger RNA from Chenopodium quinoa (quinoa), 877 nucleotides. RefSeq lists its product as uncharacterized. Lineage: Eukaryota; Viridiplantae; Streptophyta; Magnoliopsida; Caryophyllales; Amaranthaceae. The transcript is spliced from 2 exons. The coding region runs from base 428 to 763 and encodes 111 amino acids. The record is from RefSeq and is a predicted model, not a curated record.